AUGGGAAAGUUAGCAAUCCAAUUGUUGUGUUCCUUCUUCAUCUUUCUUCUCUUGCAUACCCCCGCAGCAGAGUCUCAAGAAGCUGGCCAUGAGAAAGAGUUUGAUUACCAAAAAAAUAGUGAAAAGGGGCCAGCUAGAUGGGGAGAGCUUGAACCAAACUGGAGCACAUGUAGCAAUGGAACAAUGCAGUCACCUAUUAAUAUAUUGAAAAGAAGUGUUAAAAUAGUUUCCCAUUUAGGGGGACUAGAUAGAGACUACAAGCCUUCCAAUGCCACUCUUAAAAAUAGAGGCCAUGAUAUGAUGUUGGAAUGGGAAAGUGGUGCAGGAAAUGUUGAAAUAAAUGGAACUGAAUAUGUUCUCCAACAGUGUCACUGGCAUUCACCUUCUGAGCACACCAUCAAUGGCAGGAGGUAUGCUCUAGAGAUGCAUAUGGUUCAUAAGAGCCAAGAUGGAAAGGUUGCUGUGGUUGGAAUCAUAUACAAAGUAGGAAAUCCAGACUCUUUCUUGUCAUCUCUGAGAGACCAUUUGAGAUUGGUGGCUGGCCCCAGAGAAGCAGAGAAAGUGGUGGGUCUAGUGAAUCCGUAUGAUAUCAGGAUUAGUAGAAAGUAUUAUCGAUACAUGGGAUCUCUUACAACUCCUCCUUGCACAGAAAAUGUUACCUGGACCAUUAGCAAAAAGGUGAGAACUGUUGCCAAAGAACAAGUGAGAUUGCUUCGCGUAGCAGUUCACCAUGAAUCUGGUACAAAUGCAAGACCAAGCCAACCAACAAAUGGACGCUUAGUGCAACUCUAUGAACCAGAUGACGAUAAAGAUUAUUAA
This is a messenger RNA of Hevea brasiliensis (rubber tree), 819 nucleotides long. Its product is annotated as alpha carbonic anhydrase 7-like. The record is from RefSeq and is a predicted model, not a curated record. Gene Ontology annotation, molecular function: carbonate dehydratase activity; zinc ion binding. The transcript has 7 exons. Lineage: Eukaryota; Viridiplantae; Streptophyta; Magnoliopsida; Malpighiales; Euphorbiaceae. Bases 1 to 819 code for a protein of 272 amino acids.